CAUUCGAGUUGUAUUUUAUGGAAUAGAUCCAAUCACAGUUAUAUUUCAGGUUUUUAUGUCACACCAAAAACCAGAUGAAAAUUAUUGCAACUUAUGUAUUUUGGAUUAGAAAGUAAAUUAUAUAUAUUUUGGACUCACCCUACGUAUCGCGCAGAUUAAAUGACAAAAUUCGCAAUUCACAAAAAUAUGAACACUGAAAUAUGGAGCUCCUCGCAAAUGGCCGGAACGGGAGGUGCUCUUAAGGCGUUGGCCAAGAAUCUGGCCAAUCAAUUGAACCUGAAUCGUACGGAAAUGAAACGCGUGGUGGCCCGUGUGAUAUCGGAGCGGCAUGGUCAGGGCGAUGUGGGAGAUUAUAAUGGUCACAUGUUCUAUGUGAAGCCGGAACGGAUUGAUUUGACCGAGCAGAUAACUAAAUCCAAGGAGGCAUUUGAUGAGAUGAUCAAUCGCAAGCAAAUGCAGCCCUGUGGCUCCAAAAAUCAAAUGGCGAGCUCUCGUUCCGGCUCACGCUCUCGCUCCCUCACAUACAACAUGGCGAUGCGACACAAUAGGCCCGAUAAGAGUCUCACUGGCGUUAUCACUGACCAACACCAUAUUGCUAAGCCCGGCAAAUCUCCCGAGAUUGCAGUCCAAAUAUCCAAGCCCAAAAUCCUAUCCACAAAAAGCAAACAACAAAUCAAACGCAAGCCUCAAUGCCAGUAUCCUCAACCCAACAAUUCCCAAGCGAAAGGUCAGCCAAAGAGCUGGACCAAAACCAAAUCCGUCAGCAGACUGGCAAUCCAAAGCAAACCCAAACCAGUCACCAUCAGGAAGAAGGUGCUGGUCAAGUCGGAGGUGAAGAAUCUAAAGCGUAAGCCGGUGGUAACAAAACGUCCUCCACGUUCUCAGGCGACGGCAUCCAACGCCCAGCGUCUAAAUGCCGGCAAAGCCAUUCAGCUGGCGAAGCCCCAACCGAUGCUCUACAUUGAGCCGGAGCCAAGACCGCAACCCCAACCCCAACCCCAACCUGUUGCUUUAGCCGCAACCGAGCACUCGACUGUUGAGUGCGCUCGAAAGAAGCAGAAGAGCAUUUUGAAGAAGAAAAGCGUGAAGAGGCUGCCGCAAGCGAAGAGUAAGCUCAACAGCAAGAGAAUCUAUGAUCAGUCCUGGCAGGAGCCCACUAAAAUGAUGACCAAGCGUCUCAGGGCUGGCGGAAUAUUGACAAAACCCAAUCGCAUAAUGAACCCAACGCCCAAUAAAGCCCGCUCCGCGUUACAUUGGCGUAAUCCGUAUCAGUAUCCGGGUGGAGCCGGUGCAACACAACGUUCACACGCUAAUCAGUGCUCCAAGUCAAAGUACAAGCUGAAGCUGAAGCCGAGGAUCAGCAGCAAUAAGUUGCCAAUCAGCAGAAACGUCGCUAGAAUGAAGAGCAAGCGAUCCCAGGCGAGAUUGGCCAAGCAAUUGGAGCGCGAUGAGGCCAUCGAUGAUCCGGAGCGUUUGGAGGCGGGCAGCAUGCAACACUUUAAGCUUAAGCGAUCGCUCAGCACCAACUCUAGGAAGGGCAACCGCAUCUACAAGCUGAGUGCUCGCCUGGAGGAGUUGGCUAAGCCUGUAUUCCAUGGGAAACCCCGUCCGGAAAAGUUACCUGCGCGUUCCAAUUCUCCCAUACGUAAGCCAAAGCUCAAGUUGAGGUCACGUCGUCGUAGACGUCGCGUCCUGGUCGACAGCAGUCUGGGCAGCAUUGCUGUCCUCAAGGGCACCUCACGAUCGGGUCUGACCCCGGCUAAGCGUCAUCUGACUCUGGCCUUUCUGAACAAGGAUUCACGCAGUCCACGCAGUCCACGAAGAUCCCGCAGCGUCAUGUGGCGGUGAUCGAAGACGGGGAAGAGGAAAGUGAACGGGAAAGAGAUAGAGAAGACUUGAACGUGCUCUUUCUCACUCUCUGUUAGAAGUCUUCCGAUACGUUCUCAGUCAAUUUCUGUUCAACAAAUUAUCAAGGUACUUUAAUAAAUUACAAAGUUAUAACUAAUAUGCUUCUACAUCCAUUAAUAGGUACUGACAAUAUUAAAAUUAAGAACAAUUAAAA
Messenger RNA from Drosophila innubila, 2062 nucleotides. RefSeq lists its product as uncharacterized. Lineage: Eukaryota; Metazoa; Arthropoda; Insecta; Diptera; Drosophilidae. The record is from RefSeq and is a predicted model, not a curated record. The coding region runs from base 160 to 1848 and encodes 562 amino acids. The transcript has a single exon.